Lactuca saligna is the source of this 3755-nucleotide messenger RNA. The record is from the annotation of a GenBank genome assembly. Lineage: Eukaryota; Viridiplantae; Streptophyta; Magnoliopsida; Asterales; Asteraceae.
AUGUAGCAGCCAUUAAAGGAUCUUUUAAGUUUUCUGCUUUAGCUCUGCAACAGUAGCUCGCUCAUCAAACUUCAAUUCGACUUUCUGCUUCUUUUUCUUAUCAGAUUUGUCCAAAUGCUGAUUUGAAUGUCUCAAUAUAUUGACAAUUACAAGGUCCAGAAAACGUCGAUGUCUACAGCUUUUCUCUCUAUCUGAUCGGAUUUUCAGGAAAAAUGAAGUCGAAGACUCGUUUGGACUCCGCCGUAUUUCAACUCACGCCAACAAGAACAAGGUGUGAUCUAUACAUCAUCGCAAAUGAUAAGAAAGAGAAGAUCGCUUCUGGUUUGCUGAACCCUUUUAUUGCGCACCUAAAGACAGCUCAGGAUCAGAUUGCAGAAGGUGGUUAUUCAGUUUUGCUUCAACCAGAAUCUGGCAGUAAUGCAACAUGGUUUACAAAGUGUACAGUUGAAAGUUUUGUUCGCUUUGUGAGCACCCCGGAGAUUCUUGAACGUGUCUACACUAUAGAAUCUGAAAUCCUACAGAUAGAAGAAGCAAUUGCCAUUCAAGGAAACAAUGAUAUUAUGAUAGAAGACCAACAUGUAAAGCCUCUAGCAAUGUCAGUCAAUGAAGGUAACAAACCUGGACAUGAUACUGAUGAGGAUAAGGCAAUUGUCCUUUACAAGCCUGGUGUUCAGGAGACAAGCAGUUCCAGUGGCAAGGAGGGAAAUUCAAAAGUCCAGCUCUUAAAUGUUCUUGAGACACGCAAAACAGUGCUGAAGAAAGAACAAGGCAUGGCUUUUGCACGUGCUGUAGCUGCUGGAUUUGAAAUUGACCAUGUGGCAAAUUUGUUAUCUUUUGCUGAAUGUUUCGGUGCAUCACGUCUAAUGAGUGCUUGUUUGAGGUACAUGGAUUUAUGGAAGCAGAAACAUGAUUCAGGACAAUGGGUUGAAAUAGAACCAGAAGAUGCAAUUUCCACCAGAUCAGAUUAUUCUGCCAUGAAUGCAUCUGGAAUUGUGCUUUCAAGUCAUAAUAAUGAACUCAGAAGUGAGGCUACAACUCCAGAAACUAAAGAAAAAACAUCCAGUGAUCCAAAUGCAGCUGGUCAACAACAAUAUCAUACAGGACAAUUUCCCCAUCCAGCUUUUCCUCCAUGGGCAAUGCAUUCUUCCCCUGGUUAUCAAGCAUAUCAUAUGCAAGGAAUGCCUUACUAUCAACAUUAUCCAGGAAAUGGUCCAUUUUACCCUCCACCCUACCCACCAAUGGAGGAUCCCUAUAGAAUUGAACAAAAGAGGCAAUCCAUGGAUAACCUUGAUUCUGAAGAAAGUUCAGAACAACAUAAAAAUACAGGAAAAAUGAAAUCAGGGAAGGUGGUUAUUCGUAAUAUUAACUUCAUCAACUCAAAAAGACAAGAUUCCUCAGAAGAUGAUGAGUCAGCUUCUGACACUGAUCCCGUGAGUGAUGCAAUUGCAAAUAAAAAAACCUUAAGAUCCCCAAAGAGAAAAGGUAAAAAAGAAACCGAAUCUGAUAAUGGCCAUUGGGAUGCAUUUCAAAGUUUUAUACUCAAAGGAGCUGCAGAAGAUGGAAAGGAAUCCAAUGAAGAUAUGUUUUCCAUGGAAAGGAAUCGGAAUCAGAAUCCCCAAAAAAGACAACAAAAAACCAUGUCUGGUGAUGAUCCAUUAGUUCAUAGAGGACAUGAUGACAAUAUCCAAGGGGACAAAAUCGAUAUGCAAUCAUAUGAAAGAAAUGGAAGAAAGAUUGUUUACAGGAAUGGAAAUGAUGAUGAAUUCAUGGUAGGUGGAAGAGCACAAGCAAAUGUAAGGAAUUCGUUAGAUCCAUUGGCUGAUUCCAGGUUUGAGGAUCGGAAUGGAAUUGACUUACAUGGGAAUACAGAUGAAGCAUUAAUGGUUUCCAUCCGAUCAUCUUCUGGUGUAAAUGACAAUAGAAUUACAACCAUCAACAUGGAUUAUGACCUCUCAUCAAGAAGUCAAAAUCCAGAAAACAAAGUCAACUAUGAGCCACAUGACUUAAGCUUGAUGCCUGAACGAGGUGUUGAAGAUAGGUCAAUAGGGUAUGAUCCUGCUCUAGACUACGAAAUGCAAUUAGCUGAAGAUGAGAAAAGGAGAAAAGAGAGUUUGAUUGAUGUCAAGAAAGGAUCCAAAAGUGCAGAAAAGAUCCAAAGGUCAAAAGUUAAUGGGGAUAAGAAGCUUGUGGGACCCAUAAGGAAGGGUAAAUCAUCAAAGGUGAAUAGUACUUUAGAGGAUGCAAAAGCACGUGCUGAAAAACUAAGAUCUUUCAAAGCUGAUCUCCAGAAAAUGAAGAAAGAACAGCAAGAUGCAGAACUUAAAAGACUUGAAGGUCUAAAGAUAGAAAGGCAAAAGAGAAUUGCUGCAAGAGCCAAUUCCAAUUCCAAUUCCCAUUCCCAUUCCAAUUCCAAUUCCAAUUCCAUUUCCACUAGAAAAUCAUUACCAUCAAAACUUUCCCCUAUGUCCCACAAAUCAUCAAAGUUCACAGAUUCAGAACCCGGAUCGUCAUCUCCUCUACAAAGAUCCAAAAUAAGAUCCAUAGGAUCCACAAAUUCAAAGAAACCCACAACAAACAGCAAAUUAACUGAAGGGAGUAGCAGCAACAGGAUGACGAAAUCCAUGUCAUCAAUGUCUGACACAAAGAAAGAAGUCAACUCCAUUGUUACUCCUGAUUCAAAAGCUUCCAUUACACGUAUUAGAAGACUAUCAGAGCCAAAAAAGAUCAACAACAACAGCACUCAUCCUACAACUACUACUUUAUUGAAAACACGGAGUGCAGAAAUUGUUUCUAAAACAAAAUUAUCAAAUGGGCCUGAAAUUAAAAAGAUUUCUGCUAUCAUGAGCCUUGAUCAAAGUAAGGCUGCGAGUUUACCAGAGCUGAAGAUCAAAACAUCUAAAGUGUCUUCGAAUUUAAGUGAAAAGUUUUCGAAAAUGAAGGAGGAGAAAGACAAAGUUUCCGGAGUUGCUAAAGUGAAUUUGAAUGAAAAAUUGUUGAUCGAUGAGAAUCCUAUGAUUGAUAAGAGUGUUGUAAUGCUUGAACAUAAGCAGCCUUCUUCAGUAACUUGUAGGGUAAGUAAGAAGUUUGAGGAAGAUUGUGUAGGCAUUCAAAAGGUGGAAGUUGUUGAUAAGGAGACCAUUUCAAUCCACCCGAGUUCUUGUGAGGUGAGGAAAAAUUCAGAAAUGGUGGAAAGUUCAGGGGAAAAAAGCUACCAAGCACCUGUUGCACGUGUGUCAUCUUUUGAAGAUCCAUCAACUAGAAACUCAGAAUACGCAAAAGCACCUCAGCCUCAGACAAAUUUUGUGGGUGGGGGAACUGAAAAAGCAUAUAUAUCUGAUUUUAACAACUUGAAAUUGGAAAAGAUCCCUGAAGUCCUUGAAAAGCCUCAAGUUAAAGAAGUGAAAGGAUUCAGACGACUUUUGAAACUUGGGAAAAAAAACCAUACCCCUUCAGAUACUGCAAGUGGGAAUGAUGUUGCUUCCUCAGGUGGAGUUCAUACAUUGAAGACCUUAAUUGCUGAAGAUCGAGCUCCCACUCAUGGUCAAAAGUCUUCAAGACACUUCUCGUUGUUAUCAUCCUUCCGUGGGGAAAAGAAGCCAACACCAUGAACAUGAACAUGAACAUGAGCAUGAAAUUAAGGAUAUAGCUUCUAUGUAAUAUUUUUAGUCGAAAGUUUUGGAUCAUGUAUAUUUAAAUCUUUUAGAUUCAACAAAAUAUUAUAUUUGUGUCUAUAAUGUAUCGGUUUUCAUUCUAAC